CCAAGUGAAAAAGUGGAAGAGGAGUCCCGAGAGAAGAGGACGCCUCGCUUGUCUCAGGAGAUUUCAAGACAAAUCCAGUAAAGCAAAGUCCCUCAAACAGAAAGUGAAUGGAAGAUGCCACGUUCCUUUUUGGUGAAGAGCAAAAAGGCUCACACCUAUCACCAGCACCGCUGUGUGGAAGAUGACCUGCCAGUACUCACCUGGGGUCCAGUCACCUCUGCCUUCACUGCCACAGGAGACAGGACACCAGAGGACAUCAAGAAACAGGACCAGGGAUGUGUGGUUCCAAAACAAGAAAAGGACCCACCUGAACUGAAAGAAGAAGGUGUCCCUGUCCAGUACCUGAGCAGGAUGCUGCCAGGCCCUUCAGCUCAAGAGAUGGCCAUGCCAGGGCUGCAGAUCAAGGACUGCACUAACACAGUGAGCACCCCAACCUUCUACAAAGCUGGCUUUUCCUGGGAUGCUUUCCACAUGCCAUACAGCUACCAGCAGAUGUCUUCCAGCAUGCAGUCAGCCCUGCUGGAGCACCCUGUGAGCCUCUAUGGGAGCCACCUCCUGCCAAGCACUGAGCCCCCCCUGGAUUACAGCCUGCAUUAUUCCUCAGACAUGGAGACCUUCCACUGUGUGAAGUGCAACAAGGUGUUCUCCACUCCCCAUGGACUGGAGGUCCAUGUCCGAAGGUCUCACAGCGGGACCCGUCCCUUUGCUUGUGAAGUGUGUGGCAAAACCUUUGGGCACGCUGUGAGCCUGGAGCAGCACACCAACAUCCACUCCCAGGAAAGAAGCUUUGAGUGCAAGAUGUGUGGGAAGACAUUCAAACGUUCCUCCACCCUCUCCACUCACCUGCUGAUCCACUCGGACACACGGCCCUAUCCCUGCCAGUACUGCGGGAAGCGCUUCCACCAGAAGUCAGACAUGAAGAAGCACACCUACAUCCACACAGGGGAGAAGCCCCACAAAUGCCAGGUGUGUGGCAAAGCCUUCAGCCAGAGCUCCAACCUGAUCACCCACAGCCGCAAACACACCGGCUUCAAACCCUUCAGCUGCGAGCUCUGCGCCAAGGGCUUCCAGCGCAAGGUGGAUCUGCGGAGGCACCGAGAGACCCAGCACAGCCUCAAGUGAUGCCUGCCUCCAGGUCUUUGCUGGAGCUCCCACUCCAUGCUCCAGAGAAGAGGACUGUCCCCAGCACCUCCAUCCACCUCAUAAAGCUCCCAUGGUGUCCUGUGUUCCCCUGGGGACUGGCCAAGUCAUGCACUGGAUUCGGUGUUUGGCACCACAUGGCCUUGCACAUCCCAAAGGAACCUGUGGGAGCUUUCACUUCUUGAUUGCAACAGGUACCAGCCCAGAUCUGACAUCACCUGCUCAAGUGUAAAUCCAGAGGAAUUUUCCUCCAAGGUCACAAUUACUCUGGAUUUACACCAGGAGCAGAAUCCAGUUUGUCAGGCUGCCCAGUGGGGAGGAGGGGACUCCUGGGCUGGUGGCAGCAACAAUCUGUGCCAAGCUGGUGCUGUAACCAUGUUCUGCUCUGAUGGUUGGGAAGAUAAGCCCAGGGCAUGCAAAUAGAUUGCAUUCAGUCAGCUGUGUUCAACCUGGACAAACCUUCUGCAGAGACUUGCCCAGGCCAUAAAUUCUGACAACAGACACCUUAAAGUAAUUUCUUUCAGCAGAGCAUUUACUGUGAUCAAAUGACAAGUUAACUGUGCUGUAUUUUUAGCUUGGAGUGGGAGGAAAAUACUGAAGAAACAGCUCCUAUCCCUAGCAGAUAACAGGGGUCUCUAAAUACAUUCCUCAGACACAUCACACUGCAGAGAUCCCAAGCAGGCUCCAGG
Messenger RNA from Catharus ustulatus (Swainson's thrush), 1829 nucleotides. It is a transcript of the gene GFI1B, whose product is annotated as growth factor independent 1B transcriptional repressor. The record is from RefSeq and is a predicted model, not a curated record. Gene Ontology annotation, biological process: regulation of transcription by RNA polymerase II. Gene Ontology annotation, molecular function: RNA polymerase II cis-regulatory region sequence-specific DNA binding; DNA-binding transcription factor activity, RNA polymerase II-specific. Lineage: Eukaryota; Metazoa; Chordata; Aves; Passeriformes; Turdidae. The transcript is spliced from 7 exons. Gene Ontology annotation, cellular component: nucleus. The coding region runs from base 115 to 1122 and encodes 335 amino acids.